Molecule: messenger RNA, 1620 nt
Organism: Rana temporaria (common frog)
Lineage: Eukaryota; Metazoa; Chordata; Amphibia; Anura; Ranidae
Product: collagen alpha-1(XIX) chain-like
Exons: 12
Coding region: 293-1360 (355 amino acids)
Source: RefSeq, a predicted model, not a curated record
GAGGGAUCUUAAAUGUAUCCAGCUGCUACUAAAAAGGGAGAUUGCUCAGAUUUUGUUCCCCGAGAGCAAUGUGCUGGUUAUCUGUGUUGGUGGCCGUCCUGUCUGCUGACUGAGUGGGAGGAUCACACUGGGAGACUAAUAAGGACAGAGCUGAUUCUACCCUCUCCCACUCUUUGGGAGGCUGAAUCCAGUAAGUUCAGCACUUGCAGCUUUGUAUCAUUUUGACUGUGGGAUUUUAUUCAAACAGAUUAAAGACUAUUUUGGAUAUUGGAUCAUAUGGUUCCUUUAAGAAAUGAAGCUGGUUUUACUAUGGAUUUAUGUCGUCAUCAUGCUCCCGCUUUGUUUUUCAAUGGCAGUGAGCAAUAAAACAGUAUGCCCUGUUCUUAAAACUGAUGGUCUUGGGUUUAGACAAGGAUACAGGGAAAGGCUGGAAUUUUCAGGAUAUGACCUCGCAGAGCAUUUUUCUCUGAAAAAGACAUCCUGUGGAGGCGAAAAGACAUGUUUUAAGCUAGGAAGCACUCCUCUGAUCAAAGACACACAGAAGAUUUUUACUGCUGGACUUCCAGAUGAAUAUUCAAUAAGUACCCUUUUCCGUGUAAGACGCAAUACUAAAAAGGAGCGCUGGACUUUGUGGAAAACAUUGACUCGUUCUGGGGUUCUGCAGGAUUCAAUUAUAAUUGAUGGUGAGAAGAAAGUUGUGGAGUUUACUGCUAAAAGUGGAGGAUCCACUUUUCUCUAUACUUUUAGGAGUCGGGAGCUUCACCCUCUUUUUGAUCGUCAGUGGCAUAAGCUUGGAAUAUCCAUUGAAGAAAAAAUUAUCUCACUUUAUGUAGACUGUAAAUUAAUUGAAAGAAGACAGACGGAUAUAAAGAACAGUAUUGACCUUCAGGGACGAUCUCUUAUUGUGGGGCGUGCAUCUGAUGACAGACCUGUUGAUAUUGAACUCCAGCGAAUAACAAUUUACUGCAGUCCAAAACAGGCGGCUCAAGAAAACUGCUGUGAGGUAUCUGAUGGAAUGUGCAAUACCCAGGGAGACCAAGAGCCUCCUGUCUCCCCAUCAGUUGUCAAGGUGCAUUCCCAACAAAACACAGAUUUGCCACCUGAAAAUAAAUGCUACUGCUUCCCAAAUAAGGGUGAAUCAGGGCUACCAGGAUCAUCUGGUUUACCAGGCCAGAAAGGUGAUCCAGGAGUACAGGGUGAAAAGGGAAGCAUAGGUGAACUUGGAACUCCAGGAGAAACUGGGGAAAAGGGCGAAAAAGGUUUUGAUGGACUUCCUGGCCCAAUUGGUCCCAAGGGAGAAAGUGGGCUUGAGGGUAGCAAAGGAGAGAAAGGAGACAUGGUAUGUAAAUUAAAUGAUUGAAAUCUGAAAGUUGUAUCUUUAGGUGACUUGUUUUUUUGAUGUUGCACCUGACAAACAGUAUAAUCAUAUUCAAUGCUCACUAAAUUGUGUGUAGCUUGUAAUUAAAUAUAGUAAUACUACUGGUUUGUACUAAAAACUUGCUACAUUUUUAACCUGAUAUAAAAGUCUCAGCAACCUGUUGACAUGAACUUGGCAACGUAAUACAUUCCUGCACUCUAUUCUCUAUUCUGACCCAAUUCAACCCAAGUUCAAAAUAAAAA